This is a messenger RNA of Daphnia magna, 895 nucleotides long. RefSeq lists its product as uncharacterized. The record is from RefSeq and is a predicted model, not a curated record. NCBI's taxonomy places the organism in Eukaryota, Metazoa, Arthropoda, Branchiopoda, Diplostraca, Daphniidae. The coding region runs from base 7 to 876 and encodes 289 amino acids. The transcript has 2 exons.
GCAAGCAUGUCGGACUCUAGCUCUAAGUCCGACUCUACUAGUUCGAGCUCUUCAAGCUCUAGUUCAGAUUCAAGUUCAAGUUCUAAAUCGAAGAAAUUUAAAGUUAGUAGGGAGACCAUCAAGAGUGUUUCCAACUGGGUGGUCACGGGGAUCGACGAGAAAGAGGUGAAGAAGGACCGAGAGACCUUCAAACCCAAGUUGGCAAGGAAAUCAGAAUUACUCACAAAUCCUGAGAUGGAUGAGUCCUUUUAUUAUCGUUUGAAGACGAUAAAGAACUCCAGAGCAUCGAAGUCAAACAUCGAUCCAAUUGAGAAAAUUUACCGAAGUCAAACCUUUAAAAUUCUUGAUCUUGCUAAACCGUUACUUUAUUUACAUAGCCGUGCUAAUUUGAAGAAAAAGUCGAGAUCAGACGCCAAGGCAAUCAAGAUCGCACUGAGACUCUGGGCCACGCUAUUAAACGACGUCACCAGAGCACGUCGACGCAACAUUUUGACCCAGAUUUAUCCCGGAUUCACCAGUUUGCUGGAUAACAAGAAGAUUCUCCCAGCUGACGGCGGGGAGCAUCUGUUUGGCCCAAAAUUCAUCGGUGAGCUGGUAGACCAGAUGAAGACAAUGAAUACCAUGGAUAUUCAAGCAGGUGAUAAGAGUGGGGUGGUUCCAGUUACGCCACUUCAGAGACCAGCCAGGGCAUCCACUUCAGCAGCGGCAUAUGGUGGUAGCUCGCAGUCUAACAACAAUCGAUACAGCGGAUACAACAGCAGCAACCAUGGCGGAAACUACAACAACUAUCGCAGUGGAAAUAACAAUUAUACCAACCGUGGUGGCAAUAGAGGCUUCAAUGGCAACCGCGUCAACCAGAACGGCAGAAAACUGUAAAAAAAAAAAAAAAAAUACA